Messenger RNA from Cyphellophora europaea CBS 101466, 918 nucleotides. Its product is annotated as pyrroline-5-carboxylate reductase. The coding region runs from base 1 to 918 and encodes 305 amino acids. Gene Ontology annotation, molecular function: pyrroline-5-carboxylate reductase activity. The transcript is spliced from 2 exons. Gene Ontology annotation, biological process: L-proline biosynthetic process. The record is from RefSeq and is a predicted model, not a curated record. Lineage: Eukaryota; Fungi; Ascomycota; Eurotiomycetes; Chaetothyriales; Cyphellophoraceae.
AUGGGAUCUCUCAGCUCAGGCAAAAAGCUGGCGUUCAUAGGAUGUGGCUCCAUGGGCAGUGCAAUCCUCAGCGGCCUGCUCGAAGCCUCCGCUGACGGCCACGCACCCAUCUCAUCCUUCUCGGCCUGCGUGCGCUCAGACCAGUCCGUCAAGAAGCUCCAGUCCAUGUUCUCGUCAUACCAGGACAGACUGAGCAUCAGGAAAGGCGACUUGGUCGCCACGGCGCAGGACGCCGACGUCAUCAUCCUCGCCGUCAAGCCGUACAUGCUCCGGGAGGUCCUCGGCGCGGCCGGCAUGGGCGACGCCGUGCGCGGCAAGCUCGUCCUCAGCGUCCUCGCGGGCAUCCCGCCGUCCCAGAUCCUCGACGCGCUCUACAAGUCGACGUCGACCGACCCAGCCGAGCCCGAGCCCGAGCCCGAGCCCGAAGCCCCGCCCCCGUGCCACGUCGUGCAAGCGACGCUGAACCUCGCGGCCCGCAUCCGGCAGUGCACGACGGUCCUCAACGACGCCACCCUGCUCCUCCCCCACGAGGAGCUGUCCAUCACGCAAUGGGUCUUCUCGCAGAUCGGCUCGGUGCGUUAUCUACCCGCAGCCAUGAUGCCCGUAGCGGCCACGCUGGCCGCGACGCCGGCGAUCCUCUCGCUCGCGCUCGACGGCAUGCUGGACGGCGCGGUGGCUCAGGGUGUCGUGCGCGCGCAAGCGCGGGAGAUCGCGGCGCUGAAUCUGCUGGGGUUGGCGAAGUUGCUGCUUGAUGGGGGUGUGGGGACCGAGGAGUUGCGGGAGGCGACGAGCUCGCCUAGGGGGGUGACGAUUCAGGCGUUGUUGGAGCUGGAGAGGAGGGGCGCGAGGGCCGCGUUUGCGGAUGCGUUUAUCAAGGCGUCGGAGCAUGCGAGGGGGAUGGCGGCCGUGCAGGAUUAG